UUUUGCCGUGGGUUUGACGCCCUUCCUAACCGGAACGUCUUCCCACCUUCCUCUCUUCUCGUUUUCUCAGAAUCCAACGGGAAAACGCGCAAAAAUCCAACUUUCCUUUUUCUUCUACUAUAAUUUUUCUUGUACUAUAAUUUCUUUAACCGCCAUCUCGAUUUUGUGGAAUUCUGUAUCGGCGGCGGUUUGCGGAGGCGAGAUUAAUGCUCCCUCCCUCCUGCAGUGCGACUUGGAGUUUCUGCCAUCCGAGUUUGCAUCGCGAAUCGGAGCCCAAGGACGCAAGUGGUUGUUCCGAAACCCCUAGAGAGCUCCCUGUCCUCGGCGUAGUUGGAUUUCCUCAAAUCACAAUCAGUGUGCAGAACCUUUUUGGGCGGAUUUAUGGUUAUGGUGAUGUUGUCAUCAUCAAUGUAGUUUCAUUUGAAGACUGCAAUUGAUGGAUACAUGUAAAGUUGAGCCCCUUGGGGCAAAAGCACAGACAAAGCCCACUCGGACUGAAGAUAAUCCUAGGCCAUCUCACGAGAAGAAUGAUACCAUCCCAAGCAAUGCCAAGCCUCGGAUUGUUGCUUCUAGGUACAUGAAUGGAAUCUCAUCCACUCCUGUUUCAGCUUCCGGUGCAUCAAGACGAUGCUCUUCUCCAAUUGCCAGUCAGAGUCGCACAAACCGUGUACCUGGGGUGUCAAUGUCUAAACGAUCCCACUCGGCUUAUAGAAGAAGAUCACGAACCCCUUCGUCAAAGAGUUCUGCAUUGUCAUCCCCAUCUAGGCCAUCUACUCCAUCAACCCCAUCUUCUAGGCCAACAACUCCAGUACGAGCUGUUGUGACAGAAUAUCACAAGACCACAAGACAAUUACUCAGCAACAAAGCACCCGAUGGCUUGUGGCCUUCUAUCCGAAGCCUUUCUUCUUCUUUCCAGUCAGAAUCUCUUACAGUUCCAGUUAAUAAGAGAGAGAAGUUGGCUGCAAAAUCCUCUACAGUAAAAUCAAUCAAUUUACCGUCAAAUGUGGUAUCUGAGAGAAAGAGGACUCCACUAAGAGGAAUGAAUACAUCUGACCAAUCGGAGAAUUCUAAACCAGCAGAAAACUCAAACACUAAGGUAGUCGAUCGACAUAGGUGGCCUUCUACGAUGGGUGGGAAGCUAUCCACAAGUGCUAUGUCGAGAAGUAUGGAUCUUUCUGAUAAGAUAAGUAGACCUGCUGGAAGAGUUACUUCACAAGUGAUUUUCCCCAAUAAGAUAGAUCUCACAUCCAGUAGUGCAUCCGGACAUCCCAAGCUCUCACUAUCUAAUGAAGUUGAGCAACUCUCCAAUAAUGGAAGUGGAAGUAUAGAACAAAAUGUAAAACCAGUUGUGAAUUUGUCAUCUCAAGCUACUAUGAAAUCUUCAUCUGUGACACGUCCAACUAGUACUCAGUCAUCAUUCAUCCUAGGUCAGCAGCGCCCUUCAUCACCGAGUACUCAGUCAUCAAUCAUCCCAGGUUUGCUGCGCCCAUCAACACCUAGUAAGGUUUUAUCAUCAUCAUCAUCAUUUACGUCUAGGGCUAUGUUGAGUCCUUUGAGGACAAGAGCAUCUACUCCAAUAUCAUUGUCAAGCACUAUUUUUGGCACACUGGGUGGUACAUCCUUUGUCUCUAAGUCCAGUACUGAUGGGAAAAUAGGAAAAUUGCAUGCAAGUGACAUAGAAGAUGCUCAUCAACUAAAGUUGCUGUCUAAUGCAAGUUUGCAGUGGUGUUUUGUUAAUGCCCAAACAAACAAGACAUUAUCAAUUCAGAAAAUGAGAACAGAGAAUGUUCUUCAAAGUGUUUGGAAUAAUAUCUCAACAAUGGGUAAUUCUGUCCUCAUGAAAAGGAUUGAGGUGCAACACUUGCAUCAGGAGAUGAAGUUAGGUGUUGUUUUGAAGGGACAGAUGAUGUCCCUUGAACAGUGGGCAGCAUUAGGAGAGGAACAUUGUAGUUCUCUGUCUGGGACAAUUGAAGCUCUUAAUACAAGCAUUCUACGCCUCCCUGUGAUGGGAGGAACGAAGGCGGAUGUAAUUGAUAUGCGGAAUGCUGUCAGUUCGGCAAUUGAUAUGAUGCAUGCUAUCAGCUCCUCUAUUUGUCUAUUAUUAUCUAAGGUAGAAUGUACAAAGUCUCUUGUUUCUGAGCUUCAAACUGUUGCGGCGAAAGAAAAAUUAAUGCUCGAUGAGUGCAGAGAGUUACUUGCUUGUGCUACAUCCAUGCAGGUGCAAGAGUCCAGUCUUAGAACACAGUUGAUGCUGCUUAAGAAUGAUGCUUGCAAUCUUCACCAGACACAGAGUUAGUAGACGAUCAAAGCUCAUAUUUAGCAUGCGUACGGCAACCAUGACCGUCCAUAGGAAGAUAAAAUUAAGUACACAUGCAAAAGUAAUCUUUCUUCUUUCCUCUCAGUUUUUUUUUCUUUUUCUUUAUCUUUUUCGAGGUAAAAAUAUCUGUAUUUACCGUGUAUUUUCUAAAUCACUCACAAGUCACAAUUAUAGUAGAACGUACCAAAACAUAGAAAGGAGGCCUAGGAAUAGCGGUCACGCAAAGAGAGGGAAGUUGUAUAUUCGAACUUUAACUUUGUGAUGAUACUAAAGUUGAAAGAA
Messenger RNA from Zingiber officinale, 2599 nucleotides. Its product is annotated as AUGMIN subunit 8-like. Gene Ontology annotation, cellular component: cytoplasm; centrosome; nuclear microtubule. The transcript is spliced from 8 exons. NCBI's taxonomy places the organism in Eukaryota, Viridiplantae, Streptophyta, Magnoliopsida, Zingiberales, Zingiberaceae. The record is from RefSeq and is a predicted model, not a curated record. Bases 437 to 2296 code for a protein of 619 amino acids. Gene Ontology annotation, molecular function: microtubule binding. Gene Ontology annotation, biological process: spindle assembly; centrosome cycle.